Durio zibethinus is the source of this 2057-nucleotide messenger RNA. Its product is annotated as protein GRAVITROPIC IN THE LIGHT 1-like. Lineage: Eukaryota; Viridiplantae; Streptophyta; Magnoliopsida; Malvales; Malvaceae. The record is from RefSeq and is a predicted model, not a curated record. Gene Ontology annotation, biological process: response to red or far red light; negative gravitropism.
AAAGAAAAACCCGUGGCCUCUGCAUCUUUAUAUUUUUUCCCCAAGCUUUAAAUCCUACUUUUAUCAUUUUUGUCAAGCCCACCACCUCCGGCUUCAAUCUGAUAGCCAAAUUUGUUCUAUUUGUUGCUUUUCUAACAUAUCACAUUCACUUUAUUUUCUUUUGGAGGGGUCACAAUAACCCAUAAUCUUGCCCUUUCUUUUCAUGCCCCAAACCAUUUUCACUCCCACCAAUUCCUUCUAAUUUCAUCUCUCCAAAAUGGAAACAUUCAAUCCUAAAUCAGCUUUCAACAACAACAGUGGCAACCAUAAGAGCAGGCUAGCAAGAACUUUCCAAAAAGUAAUCAACCUAAGAACCGCAACCAAAAUUGCAUCAAGCAAUGGGAUUGGAAUCUGUGUCCUCACAUCCCAACAUAAAUUCCCACAUGAUGAUUCAGCCUCAGAUCACAAAACUUCUUCCCAUGCAGCUGACAAACAUGGGGACUCAAAGGUUAAGCAAAAAGCUGUUUUGGAAGCCCUGGUUGCCAAGGUUUUUGCUAGUGUUACUUCUAUCAAAGCUGCUUAUGCUGAGCUACAGAUGGCUCAACAUCCUUAUAACAGUGAUGCUAUUCAGGCUGCUGAUCAAGCUGUUGUGGAAGAACUCAGAACUCUUUCAGAGCUAAAGCGCAAGUUUUUAAAGAAGGAGCUUGAUCUUUCACCUCAAGUUACUAUGAUGCUUGCGGAGAUUCAGGAACAGCAAAGCUUGAUGCGAACUUACGAGAUCACAAUCAAGAAGUUGGAAUCUGAUGUUGAAGAAAAAGAUUCAGACAUUGCUUUACUCCAUAAGCAGCUUGAAGAUUGCACUGCUUUUAACAAGUCUUUAGAGAAGAAACUAAACGCGAGUGGGCCUCUGUCAAUGUUUGAUAAUAUCCAGUUUACAACGUUGAAUCCAAGUCAUUUUCUGCAAGUUUUACACUGUACUUUGAGAUCUGUUCGCAGUUUUGUGAAAAUGAUGAUCAAGGAAAUGGAGUUAGGAAAAUGGGAUCUUGAUGCAGCUGCUAAAACCAUCGAACCCGGAGCUGUUUUUGCAAAACAAAGCCACAGGUGCUUUGUAUUUGAAUCUUUUGUGUGUAAAACAAUGUUAGAAGGCUUCGACUCCCGUGAUUUUGGGCUCACAAAAGAUUCUUCCUCAAAAAAGCUCGACCCCGAGCAGUAUUUCAACAGAUUCAAGAACUUGAAAUCUGCACUUCCAAAAUCCUUUUUGAUUCAAAAUCCGAACUCUUCUUUUGCUAAAUUCACCAGAACCAAGUACCUCAAACUGGUCCAUGCAAAAAUGGAAUGUUCAUUUUUUGGAAACUUGAGCCAAAGGAAGCUAAUUACCGCUGGUGGGUUCCCGGAUACAGCAUUUUUCACAGCUUUUUCAGAGAUGUGUAGGCGCUUUUGGCUCUUGCAUUGCUUGGGAUUCUCAAUGCAUGAACAAGUUUCAGUCUUUCAGGUAAAGCAAGAUUCUAGAUUCUCUGAUGUUUACAUGGAAAAUGUGAGUGAAGAAUCACUCAUUUCCAGUGAAAUCAACGAUGCAAAUGUUGAUAUUAGAGUCUGUUUCACGGUGGUUCCAGGGUUCAAGAUUGGUAAAACUGCAAUACAAAGCCAAGUUUAUUUGUCUCCGUUGAUUACUCCUCCGGUGAGUCGUUGAUCUCUGUUUUUUUUCUUUUAGAUAAUUAAUGUAUAGUACUCCAUCACUAGAUGAAACAUGAUGGGGAGGUGUUAUCCACGCUCAUGCCGGUUCACGCGCCGCUAGGGAUGAGGUGAGGGAGCUUAGUGCUAUUUUCAAGUGGGGUUUGUGGGUUUUAAGUUAAGUUUCCACUUGAGAAGUGCAGUUUUCUCCAACGUUAUAGGGAAGACAAAGCAGCGCGUGAAAGUGGCGCGUGAAUUUUGGUCUGUGGAUUAGCAGUGGCUAUUAGCUAUAGCAUCUGGGCCCACAGCCCAAACUGGACCAAAGAGAAAGAGAAGGUGCAGCUCGGUUGUGGGGGAGUAGGUUCUUUCUUUUUCUUUUUAUUUAAAACAAUUAGUUUUAUGAUAAA